AUGGCUCGUGUCGUGAAACCACGAGGUUCCGUCUGGAACCCCCGGGCCGUGACUGCUCCCAUCGCUGCAAUUGUCAUGGCAGGGCUCCUAUAUACCUACUCAGUCACCUCGAUUAGGGCGGCGAAACGAAAUGCUCAGCUACACAGAGAAGCGGACGGUGGACAGUUGGACAUGCGCAAGGAAAGUUUGCGCAGACAUGGUGUCCUCGAUCCGGUACGAGGCACUACGGGCAUUGAGCUCUUCAAGAGCGCUCGACCCGAGUCAAAGGAGGAGUCAAAAUUCUUGACCGACAAAAAAGCCAGACCAUUGGGCACAGAAAGAGAGGAUGAGAAUACUAUGCCGCGCACACAAAACGAAAGCAUUCUCGAGGGCUACAGAGGCACAGCAGGUCUCCAGAAAUUCAAAGACGGACGUUCACAAGACUAG
This is a messenger RNA of Cladophialophora yegresii CBS 114405, 426 nucleotides long. RefSeq lists its product as uncharacterized. The transcript is spliced from 2 exons. The coding region runs from base 1 to 426 and encodes 141 amino acids. The record is from RefSeq and is a predicted model, not a curated record. Lineage: Eukaryota; Fungi; Ascomycota; Eurotiomycetes; Chaetothyriales; Herpotrichiellaceae.